UAAACAGCAUUUUAAUGGGCUUCCAGCACAAGGCUCCUCUUUCACUGAAUUUCGCUCUGGGACUCCGCCGUUCCUCACGGAUUUUUGUGUAAUUCUAUGGUACCUGUUAGUGUCUAGAAUUUACAGGGUUUGUGUUACGCACAGUGACCCUCAGUCACUCGCCGUUUUUCUUCCGGCACCAGGCUCCGAGAUUAUGAUGAUGAUUAUCAUGAUUUUUAUAUCAUCAUCAGAUAAAUCAUCUUCCUCUGACUUAUUCUGUUUUUAUCCAUAAUGGGAACUAUGAUGAUAUUGAUGAUGAUGGUGGUGAUGAUGAUGAUCCUCUGUGAUUCAGCCAAUGAGAAGCUGGCUCUCUUCCUCAGUCGUUGUGGUCUCAGUAUUCAGAUUUCCUUCAUUUAAAUUUCCUCUGUGACGUUUCGCUGACGUCACGUCCUGAACAAAUCAAACGAUCCCUCCGCUAAUUGUUAGCAUAUGAAAUUUUUCCUGCAUGUCUGGAGGCUCAGACUCAGCAGAUUAAAACUGGAUUGAGUCUUUUGAAGACGGGUCAAGCUUUUAAAGGUUUCUCUUCCCAUUAAAACCGGUGCAAGCCCCCCCUCCUCCUUUAAUCUGCCCUGCUCUGUAACAUCUGUCCCCGUCUCUGCAAGUCUUCCUCUCAGUGAAUGAUCCGCCUGCUGUUGUUGCUGCUGCUGCUGCAACUGAUGCUGAUCCUCAACACAACCGGCAGAAAACGUUUCUUCUAAAAAAAAAAGGGAAAAAAAGAACUGAUGCUCCUUUUUCCUGCUGAGGAAUCGGCCGUCUCUGUGCAGGAUCAGGUAAAUCAGCUUCCUCUGGCUUAUUCUGUUUUUAAUGAGAAGUUCAAAGGUUCAACUGAAAAUCCUGAACGGUUUGUAAGAAUUUAAUCAGAACUCCUUAGAUACAUAGUUUAGGAUGUAAUUAUGCAAAAGCUUCGUGAAUUGUGUCUUUAACUGGAGUUGAAGUAUGAAAUAUUCUUUGUAGUGGCUUUUAACUACGCCUUAAAGUUUCGGCCGCUAUUAAGGGAUGAGGCGUUCACUGACAUCACGGAAACGGGAAUGAUUUCGUUUGAAUUUUAUUCGUUUCCUCUCCAACUUAACACUUGUUUAAUUUCAUUCUCAACUGGCUGAUUUUAUGACCGGUGAAUGACUUUUAGAAACAGCAGAAAUAACUUAAACAAAACAUGCUAACCUCACAUAUGUGAAAAGUACAACAAAAACCUGAGAAAUAAAAUAUCUUAUUGUUGUAUUUACCAUAUCAAUCAAUACACAUACAGAUCUUUACAUAAUUAAUGCACCACACUGGGGUUAGUUUGAUUAUAUUUCUGCACUUUUUACAUCUUGUUCUGGUCUUGUUUGUGUUGUUUACAUCAACAUAAGGGUAAAAAAAGAAAAAGUCCAAUAAAUGCCACUGCAGUCCCGCCCAUAGAGAUGACAGAAAACAACAGAGGCUUUACUCAUUACACCGUUCUGUUUGGAGACAUGUCCAGGAUUAAAGGCUCAUUCUGACCAUCAGCUCUGAAAUCCUUUAUAUUUCUGAUGUGAAGAGGAAGAUUAAAGGAUCUGACCAUCAGAAUCUCAGCCUCUUGCAGAACAUUUACAGUUUAUGUUUCACCUGUUUGAUCAGGAACCUGCAGCAUUAGGCUUUUACAGAGUUUUCCUCUUCUCUUUCCACUGUUUCUUGGUUUGCUCGGAGAUUAUUUCUCAUUUUUCUCUUUCUCCUGCAGGUGCAGCAGCUGAAUGGCGGCAUUCUGCAGCAGAGACUCUGUCAGAUCUUCAGACGUGGAGAACUUGGUUUGCACGCUCAGUUCAUCUGAGGGAGUAGAAAACCCCCCUGACAUGAAGGUCCACUGCAGACCUGGAGGCAAUGAAGUGGUCCAUUCAAAGAGCUCCGGGUGUCAGACGGCUCUCCACCGCAGCGCCAUGGUGGGGAACAGUGAGACCACGGCCGCUCUGAUCGCUGGAGGCUGCGCUGUGGACCUGCAGGACCCACUUGGAAACACGGCGCUCCAUGAGGCGUCCUGGCACGGAUUCACACAGUGCGUCAAGCUGCUCGUUAAGGCUGGCGCUGACGUGCGCGUCAAGAACAAGGCAGGAAACUCGGCGCUUCACCUGGCCUGCCAGAACGCACACGCUCCCACCGCUCAGCUCCUGCUGCUCGGAGGUUCAAAUCCCGACGCCAAGAACAAGGUGGGCGAUACCUGUCUGCAUGUGGCUGCUCGCUACAACAACCUGAACCUGCUGAAGAUCCUGCUGAGGUCGCGGUGCCGCUUGAAUGAGACCAACCAGGUUGGAGACACAGCUCUUCACGUCGCAGCAGCUCUGAACCACAGGAAGGCUGUUCAGCUUUUACUGUCAGCCGGUCUGGAUGUGAGAGUCCGGAAUAACGCAGGAAAAACAGCGCUGGAUAAAGCCAGAGAGCACCAGAGCAAACAUGUGGCUCUGCUGCUCUCCAAAGUUCCUCAGGUACGUUACAUGAGGAGAAAGACGAUGAGGAAGCCCAGACUGAGAGCGCCGACUCGACCCGCCAAAGUCGGCGCCUUGAAGAUGGAGCAAACAGAACCCAGAUCAGACGGUAAGGAACUGGAUGCAGAAGAUCUCACCUCAGGAAGGAAACACAGUAAAUCGCAGAAGGACGAGUUCUGGGAUGAGGGUGGAAAAACCUUUCAGCUGUACACUCUGUACAGAGACAGGGAGGGCAGAGUGCGGCAGGCUCCUGCCAGCGGCUGCAUCUGCGAGUCGCUCAUAAAGAAGCUGCAGGGUGAUCUCACGACAACAAAGCAGGAGCUGAGGCUGCAGAUCCUGAAUGUCCAGGAGGAGCUGCACGGCCAGAUGGACAGGAUGGAGCGCCGCAACAAACACCAGCUCAGGAAGUUGGAGAUGUUGAUCCAGGAGAAAGCAGCAUCUGAGAGGAGGAGCCUUACAUCCAGGAUGGAGCAGAGAGCAGCACAGGACCGAGCAGAAGUUCUGAGGAACCAGGAUGCUCUGAGAUAUGAACUGAAGAGCUGGUGUCUGUCUCUGCUGGAGGACUUGGACAUCUCGGUUCCAGCUGAGACCGUUUACCAGAACCUGCUGCUGUCUCCGUCCGCAGCAGAAACGGAUCUGGAGUCGGUGCCGCUGCUGUUUUCUGGAGACAGCAGCCCCUCUGUGUCCGCCAGCACCCUGAGACCAAGAGGAUCUGAGAGUUUGAGGCUGGCCGAACCAACCGGGGCCAGAACCUACUUCGAGAUGAAGGUGGACAGGUGUGCAGAUUACACAGAGGAACGCUCCAGCAGCACCAGCACCGGCCCACAGGAAGAGGUCUGGGGCCCCAAGAACGACACCAUGACUCUGGAGUUCCUCAUGGACCGACCCGCUGAGCCCACAUUCAUUCAGGAGAGGAAACACCUGCACGCCGUAGAGGUGACUCAGCAGUUCUUUGACGCCGUGUCGGCUCAGCUGGAGCGCUGGUGCUCCAGGAAGAUCCUGGAGGUGGAGUUCCAGUCGGAGCUCAGGGCCCGGGCGGAGAGGAAGGAGAUGCUGCAGCGAAUCAGAGAGCUGGAGGAGGAGCUUCACCGGCUGCAGACCAAUGAGGAGAAAGAGAGCUUCCUGAGACCGAAGAAAUCAGAUUUUAAUUGAGUAUUGAUACAAAAAGGUCUGGCAGCAGAAUUUAGCUUCACGUUUGUUGGAGAUCUUCAUGUUUGUAUGGUUUUAUCAGGAGAGUCAGUUCAGACUAAAAGCUGAUCCUGAUGGAUUUCACUUUGUCUCCAGUAGAUGAGGUUUCAAAGGGGAUGUUCAUCACAUUUUUUGCACAAAAUCAGUUUUAGAUAUUUCUGCCUGUUUUGAGCUC
Xiphophorus maculatus (southern platyfish) is the source of this 3837-nucleotide messenger RNA. RefSeq names its product ankyrin repeat domain-containing protein 6-like (gene ankrd6a). Gene Ontology annotation, molecular function: transcription cis-regulatory region binding; protein binding. The transcript has 16 exons. Gene Ontology annotation, biological process: positive regulation of transcription by RNA polymerase II. Lineage: Eukaryota; Metazoa; Chordata; Actinopteri; Cyprinodontiformes; Poeciliidae. The record is from RefSeq and is a predicted model, not a curated record. Gene Ontology annotation, cellular component: nucleus. Bases 1749 to 3626 code for a protein of 625 amino acids.